This is a messenger RNA of Astrephomene gubernaculifera, 675 nucleotides long. NCBI's taxonomy places the organism in Eukaryota, Viridiplantae, Chlorophyta, Chlorophyceae, Chlamydomonadales, Astrephomenaceae. The record is from the annotation of a GenBank genome assembly.
GCAAAGGAGAGCUUUAAUAACGCAAAGAAGCGAAUUGCUAUCUUAACGCGACUUGUACAUGCACCUAUAGCCCUUCAUUGUCUUCUCGGUAUGUUUGCUUAAGUUAAGACUUGCGCAUAUGCGUGAAACCUAGACGAUUCUAGCGAAGGCAGUAGUGAUUAACGAAAGUUUGUAUGGUGGGCAUUCCGUUCCUUGGGCGGCGACGAGGCCGGGAAGGCCAAGCCCAAGACAGCCAUGCCAAAGAGCUAGACAAGUUGCAGAAGGAGGUCGAGCAGCUUCGCGCGGCAAAUGAGCAGCUUAAAGAACAGCUCGCCGCCCGCGCCGUCCACCUGGGCGAAUACCUCUUCAAAUGGCGGGCGGUGGCGCUGCCGCUGCUGGGCUCGGAGUGGGAGCUGCGCUACUGGGUGCUUCGGGGCAGCAGCCUGUCGUACUUCCGGAGCGCGCGGGACACGGGGUUCUCACCGCGGGAGGAGUUCAGCGUGCUGGGCUGCUACGUAGCCUGGGAGGGCCAACGUGGCGGCACCGGCCGCUACUGGGCGCUCUCGCUGUUGGACCGAGGCGGCAGUCUGCUGGUGCGGCUGGCGGCCCCCAGCAGGGAGGCGGGCGAGCGGUGGCUGGGCGCACUGCAGCAGGCGGGGGCGGAGCGGGAUGACGGGCGGGUGCCGCCGGGGGGAC